UCAGCUUGCCAGGUCAUGGAGUUCAGGCAGAGACUCUUGUGACCGGGAGGAAAACAUUAAUGGGUGUGCGGGUCAUUCGGGUUCCAGAAACACAAGAAUGGGAGUCCCUUGUGCGCUGGAGAACGGGACCCGCUGAGGUGGAGAUCGCCGGCGAGGGUCAUUCCCCGUGAGAGAAGGAGAGCGAAAGAGAGGGUGGAAAGAGAGGGAGAGAGACGCUUCUGUUGCCUCGUUUGCCUGGGACAGAGACCAGCCUGACAGCUCCGCGAUCUUCAGCACGGAGGUGCAGGGAGGUGCACGGAGGCGCAGGGAGGCGCAGGGAGGCGCAGGGAUCCAGUGGGAGCCUAUCAUCACCGGGACGAGAGUGGAGACAGGAAGCUGUGUGGGUGUGGCAUAACUGAUCAGGGAUCAGAGUAAAGGCCUUGUGGGAGGUGACCCCUGACAUCGGAGGAUUAGGGGGCUCCGCGUCCUGCCCCCACACUCCCCUCUCCCCCUGCUCGCAGGGCGGCUCUGGGACGAUGCUGACCCCCCCCUCCAGCUCCGGUUUGAACCGCACCCAGGGAUAACCAGCACCCCUCCGCCGCCACGCCGCCCGCCAUCAUGGGGGACGGGAGCUGGGUGUGCCUGAGCCCCGCCGAGUUCAGCCAGCUGCAGCAGUACAGCGAGUAUUCCACAAAGAAGCUGAAAGACGUCCUGGAGGAGUUUCACGGAGACGGAGUUCUCGCCAAAUACAACCCCGAGCAGAAGCAAGACGUUCUCAGCCAACCAAUCGAUUACGAGGGCUUCCAGCUCUUCAUGAAGACGUACCUGGAGAACGACAUUCCCGAGGAGCUGUGCCAGCACCUCUUCACCUCCUUCAAGAGCAAGACGGGGGAUGGCUCUCCCGGGCUGCCCCGCACAGGUGCGGGCCUGCUGGAGCCUAGAUCGAUCGAUGCGGGCAUCUCUAUUCAGACAGAAGUGGCAUGUGCCCCCAUAACAGGAAUGAACGGUAAGAGCAUCCUGAGCGCCAUGGCCCGCCACACGCCGGACCAGGCCGCCGCCGUCGUCAUGGCGACGGGUUCGGGCGCCACCGCCUCGCCCUGCUCCUCGCGCUCCUCGUCCCAGCGGUCCGGGACGGGGGGCCACACGCCGGCCGGCCCCCACCGCUCGCCCUGCGCCCAGCCGAAACCCCCGGGGGGCGGGAGCAACGCCCUGGUCCCCUCAAAGGGCCCCGCCUCUCCCCACCUCAACCCCCACCGACCGGAUCGAACGGAGAAGCGUCCGUCGCUGCGCCGGAGCCCGUCCCCGCAGAAGGGAGCCCCCCUGCCGUCGCCCCAGGUGGUGUUUCUGAAGGACAUCGUGUGCUACCUGUCCCUGCUGGAGAGGGGGACCCCCGAGGACAAACUCGAGUUCAUGUUCCGGUUAUACGACACGGACGGCAACGGACUGCUGGACAGCUCGGAAUUGGACCGCAUUAUCAAUCAGAUGGUUCAUGUAGCGGAGUACCUGGAGUGGGACUCCACAGAGCUACGUCCGAUCCUGAAGGAGAUGAUGGAGGAGAUCGAUUUUGACCGGGACGGCACUGUCACGCUGGAGGAGUGGAUCCGCGGCGGGAUGACCACCAUUCCGCUUCUGGUGCUGCUCGGCAUGGAGACGAACAUGCAGGAGGACGGGCAGCAUGUGUGGAGACUGAAGCACUUCAACAAGCCGGCCUACUGCAACUACUGCCUCACCAUGCUUCUGGGCGUGCGCAAGCAGGGCCUGAGCUGCUCCCUAUGCAAGUACACAGUCCACGAGCGCUGUGUGUCCAAAGACAUCGCCGCCUGCGUCAGCACCUACGCCAAGUCCCGACGACACACUAACGCCAUGCAGCACGUGUGGAUGGAGGGGAACUCUCCCACGAAGUGCGACCGCUGCCACCGGAGCAUCAAGUGCUACCAGGGCCUGACCGGCCUCCACUGCGUGUGGUGCCAGAUAACCCUUCAUAACAAGUGUGCGUCCAACGUGAAGCCCGACUGUGACGGGGGGGCACUGAGGGACCACACCCUUCUGCCCUCCUACAUCUGCCCUGUGGUGCUGGACCGGCACUCCGGGGUGAAGCGGGGAGAAGGAGACUCCCCCCCCAGCACCAGCCCUGAUGACACUGGCCAGAGCUUCAAGUUCACCGGAGAUGGACAAGGGCUGCAGAUCACCCCUCUGCCAGGGACACACCCCCUCUUGGUAUUGGUCAACCCGAAAAGCGGGGGACGGCAGGGUGAAAGGGUCCUGCGGAAGUUCCAGUACCUUCUGAACCCGAGGCAGGUCUACAGUCUGGACCGGGGCGGGCCAGUGGCUGGGCUCAACUUCUUCCACGACGUUCCCGACUUCCGGGUGCUGGCGUGCGGCGGGGACGGGACCGUGGGCUGGAUCCUGGACUGCAUCGACAAGGCUAACUUUGCCAGGCACCCCCCUGUGGCCAUCUUGCCUCUCGGGACGGGGAACGACCUCGCCCGUUGCCUACGCUGGGGCGGAGGCUACGAGGGCGGAAACCUGCUCAAAUUUCUGCGGGACAUCGAGCACAGCACGGAGAUGGUGCUGGAUCGCUGGAACAUCGACAUCAUCCCGGACGACAAGGAGGAGAAGGGCGACCCCGUCCCCUACAGCAUCGUCAACAACUACUUCUCCAUCGGAGUGGAUGCCUCCAUUGCCCAUCGUUUCCACCUGAUGAGGGAGAAGCAUCCAGAAAAAUUCAACAGCAGGAUGAAGAACAAACUGUGGUAUUUUGAGUUCGGCACCUCGGAGACCAUCGCUGCCACCUGCAAGAAGCUGAACGAGAGCCUGGAGGUGGAGUGCGACGGCAUCAUCCUGGACCUCAGCAGCACCUCCCUGGAGGGCAUCGCCGUCCUCAACAUUCCCAGCAUGCACGGCGGGUCCAACCUCUGGGGCGAGACCAAGAAGAGGCGGAACUACAACCGCAUGAGCAAGAAGGUGCCAGAGAGGGCGCCGAUGACCACCGUGACCGACGCCAAGGAGCUCAAGUUCUGCGUCCAGGACCUGAGUGAUCAGCUGCUGGAGGUGGUGGGGCUGGAGGGGGCCAUAGAGAUGGGCCAGAUCUACACCGGCCUCAAGAGCGCCGGACGCAGGCUGGCACAGUGUGCCAGCGUCACCAUCAGGACGUCCCGGAUGAUGCCCAUGCAGAUUGAUGGGGAGCCCUGGGUGCAGCCCCCCUGCACGGUGCGAAUCACACACAAGAACCAGGUGCCCAUGCUCUUGGGACCCCCCCAGAAGACCCCCUUCUUCUUUUUCAAGAGGCGGAACAGGAGUCGAGAUUAGGGGAGGGAGGAGGGUAAGGACACCCUGCCCCUCCCCUUCCCACCUCCCACAGCUCCAGCAGCUGAUUGGUGCAGACCCAUGCGGAGGUGGAGCUAAGAGUUUGGGGGGGGGGGUAGACCUGUGGGGACAAUAACACGCUACUGAGACAAUGACUACAUCUCCCACAAUACCUCCCCCCAACCCUCAGGAGGUGGGACCCCCCCCUCCCCCACACCCUCUGACUCUCAAUGUCUACUGACUCUCAAUUGACUACUGCCCAAAUGCCCCUGCCCUAAUUCCCCUUGAACUGUGACCUGUAACCUGUGACCUUUGACCUGCCAUUGGCCCUCGAGAGCAGUGAGCCCCCUUUUUCCAGCUGUGCCACACUGCCUGGGGGCCAUGCCACACCCGGUCGUCCCCUCGCCUUAGAGAGGAACCAUCGAGGUUUCCCCGAGUGGAUACUGCCAUUGGUCCGUUCCGUUUCCCAUGAUCCCCCGCUGCACUCGCUGAGCGACUCUUACAAUGCAGGGGAGCGGCUUUGACCCCAUUCUCGGUGGAAGCUUCGAUCACCUUCUCAGAUAGGAUCAGGAAUCCGAUGAGAGAUAAAGAGAGAAAGAGAGAGACUGAGGGAGAGAGAGAAACAGUGAGAAGGAGAGAGAGAGGAAAAGAGAGGGAGUGAGAAGGAGUCGUGCUCAUGCAGUUCUGAAGGUGGGAGGGGUGCUGUGUGUGCUUUGGCACGAGAGUUUAAGAGCACUAAAGAUUGGCCUUCUGGGACUGGGGAAACAGGCUCUCCUCCAUGAAGAACACAAUAAAUAAUGGAUUCAGUUCAA
Anguilla rostrata (American eel) is the source of this 4097-nucleotide messenger RNA. RefSeq names its product diacylglycerol kinase beta (gene dgkg). The transcript is spliced from 28 exons. Gene Ontology annotation, biological process: lipid phosphorylation; intracellular signal transduction; diacylglycerol metabolic process. Bases 598 to 3288 code for a protein of 896 amino acids. NCBI's taxonomy places the organism in Eukaryota, Metazoa, Chordata, Actinopteri, Anguilliformes, Anguillidae. Gene Ontology annotation, molecular function: ATP-dependent diacylglycerol kinase activity; calcium ion binding. Gene Ontology annotation, cellular component: plasma membrane. The record is from RefSeq and is a predicted model, not a curated record.